GCUGCGGGGAGAGGGGGCGGGGCCUGCCGCGGAGAAAACAGCCUGCGCGCCGCCCGAGUGCAGUCUCGGUCCGGAGCCUGAGCCCUGCGAGCGUCGGCGCCCGGCCCCACCCCGCCCGUACCUGCACUUAUUUAUUGUUGUUAUUAUUAUUUCUUACCGCGGAGCUCCGCAGUCGGGUCCUCCCGCCCGCUCCCGCGCAGCGCUAGCCUUCUCCGGUCCCUCAGUCCCUUCCCGCGCGGCGCGCCGCAGCCGAGGCGAUGCGCCUCAUUCAGAACAUGUGCACCAUCGCCGAGUACCCCGCGCCGGGCAACGCCGCCGCCUCCGACUGCUGCGUGGGCGCCGCCGGCCGCCGCCUGGUCAAGAUCGCCGUGGUGGGCGCCAGCGGCGUGGGCAAGACCGCACUGGUGGUCCGGUUCCUCACCAAACGAUUCAUCGGUGACUAUGAAAGAAAUGCAGGUAAUCUCUAUACUAGACAAGUUCAGAUAGAAGGUGAAACCCUGGCUAUUCAGGUUCAAGACACUCCAGGUAUUCAGGUCCAUGAGAACAGCCUGAGCUGCAGUGAACAGCUGAAUAGGUGCAUUCGCUGGGCAGAUGCUGUGGUGAUCGUUUUCUCCAUCACUGACUACAAGAGCUAUGAACUCAUCAGCCAGCUCCACCAGCACGUGCAGCAGCUACACCUGGGCACCCGGCUGCCUGUGGUGGUCGUGGCCAACAAAGCUGACCUGUUGCACAUCAAACAGGUUGACCCUCAGCUUGGACUGCAGCUGGCCAGCAUGCUAGGCUGCUCAUUCUAUGAAGUGUCUGUCAGUGAAAAUUAUAAUGAUGUCUACAGCACCUUCCACGUCCUCUGUAAAGAGGUCAGUCACAAACAGCAGCCUAGCAGCACACCCGAGAAGCGAAGAACCUCCCUCAUUCCCAGGCCCAAGUCACCCAACAUGCAGGACCUGAAAAGGAGGUUUAAGCAAGCUCUCUCUGCCAAAGUGAGGACUGUCACCUCCGUCUGAAGCAGGAGGAGCACUCAAGGGGGUUUGGUCUUCCCAGGAAGAGGGCCUGAGGUUCUCCCAGUGCAGGAACGUUGAAUAUUGGCAAUGAUUCCUGGUUCCAGAAGGGCUGGAGCAGAAGGGCCAAGAGGGCCUAUGGAACUGCUACAGAAAAGGAAGUGUUGUUCUGAGCGGGGGGACAGGAUUGAUGAGGCUUGAAAGAGCCCACUGAGCCACUCUCUGAAUAUGUGAAAUGUACUCUGUGUCUUUUCCUUUAGAGUGGGGAGGGGGUAUAAUCGUUUUGGUUUCUGCAUUCAACUACCUUGUAAAUGGUGGUCCGUUGCAGUUUCACCAAAUGUAUUCAUGUGAUUUACAGUGGGAAUGAAAGAACAGAUUAAGCAUUGAUAGGCUUUCUUUUUUCCCCCUUUUUUCUUUUUUCUCUUUUCUUCUUUCUUUUCCUCUUUUUCCCCAAGGGGAAGAAUUGCUUUUCUCUUAUCAGUAUGAUUUGUAACUCUGGAACACUAUUCUUACAGAAUGCCUUUCUAACCUGAAGGAUACCCAGAUUUCUUUCAUGUACAAGAUGGAAAAUCCCCUACCCCUCAAAAACAGGUUGAGUUUAUGGGCCAGAAUAUUCUGUAUACCAGAUGUUGGUAAGCUUGCACGGUUUGCGGGAAGGUUCUGGUUCCCCCUCACAAGAUGAGCAUGCUCAGUUGGGUGUGUGUGUGGAGGAGCUGUGAACUUCACACUCUUCAACCCCAGACUUUGACUGUAUAGUUUUUUGUUUUUGUUUUUAACUGUUCCAUCAAGAAAAAAAUGUGCCAGUUGAUUUUGGUGUGACUUGUGUAAAUGGUUCAUGGCAAUGACGUUGGGUUGCUUCCUAGGCCUGGCUGAGUUGUGCCUAAGGGUGGCUGAAAUACUAAAACACUAUCUUACAGCAAGUGAACAGGGGCUACAUGCCAAAUCCCCUCCACAGAUGCACUUUAAAAAGCCACUCAUGCUUUGGCUUAAACUGUAAUUAAUUUAUUUUAUGUACAAUAAAUCUCAUUUGAAAAAGAG
Messenger RNA from Symphalangus syndactylus (siamang), 2036 nucleotides. RefSeq names its product RAS like family 11 member B (gene RASL11B). Lineage: Eukaryota; Metazoa; Chordata; Mammalia; Primates; Hylobatidae. Gene Ontology annotation, molecular function: GTP binding; GTPase activity. The record is from RefSeq and is a predicted model, not a curated record.